AUGGACCACCGAGACAUCCACGAGCAGCAGCAGCAGUCUAGCGACACCAAUCUGAACCACAUGACCAACGCUCCGACCCCCAACAACUUGAGCGCCCAUGAUGAUCAUAGCCAUCACGGCCAGCAGACUCAUGGUUCUCAGCAGCCUCAGCACGGCAUCAUCUCCAACACGAUGAACGCCCAUGGCAACCAUGGUCAGUACGGCCAGCUUGGCCAGGACCACCAUCGUGUGCCCGACCUUAACUCUUUCCCCGUCAUGGCCCCUACUCUCUCAGGCAAUUCGUUGUACAAUAACCUGCCCAUGCAGCUCCUCGGAGGUCUCCCCGUGCCCGCCCAGUUCCCUAUCCAGCCCGUCAAUGAUCCCAGCGCCCAGCUGCAGCAGAACGUUCCAACUCAGGCCCACGGCCAGGCCCUUGGCCAGAGUCUUCAGCAGUAUGUGCCCAAUGCUGUCGUGGUGGCAGGCUUUUCCAACAACCUCCUGAACGCCAUCGUGGCCAGUCAAGCCCCUACUGUCCCCCAGCCAAGCAUCAGCGGACUCUCGGCCCCUCGUGCGUGCUCGAAAUGCCGCAAGAACGGCAAUGUGGCAUGGAAUACUCGUUGGCGGAACCCCGACGCAGAGGUGCUCGUCAGAAAGACGUUCGCCACUUGCAACCAUUGCAAGUGGUCACCUAACCUGGCGAACGAGACAGCUCUGGAAUGGGUCCGCAACAAUGCGCCUUGGCUCGAGGAUGACGUGAACGCAUUCUGCUCCUGCUAUUGGGGUGUUCCGGGUAACCACCCGCACCCCAUGUGCAUCGUCCGCACUCGCGUGAGUGCCGCCGCCGCCGCCGCUGCGCCCGCGCCUAUUCCUGCCGUGCUUGCUCCCGCUGCGCCCGCUGCGCCUGCUUCCGCCGCGCCUGCUGGUCCCGUGGCCCCUGUUGCCCCCAUGGGCCCUGCCACCGAUGCUGAUGCCGACGAUGGUGAUCUGCAGUUGUUCGUGGGACAGGACGAGUACAACUAA
Colletotrichum godetiae is the source of this 999-nucleotide messenger RNA. RefSeq lists its product as uncharacterized. The record is from RefSeq and is a predicted model, not a curated record. The transcript has 5 exons. The coding region runs from base 1 to 999 and encodes 332 amino acids. NCBI's taxonomy places the organism in Eukaryota, Fungi, Ascomycota, Sordariomycetes, Glomerellales, Glomerellaceae.